Babjeviella inositovora NRRL Y-12698 is the source of this 2349-nucleotide messenger RNA. RefSeq lists its product as uncharacterized. The record is from RefSeq and is a predicted model, not a curated record. Lineage: Eukaryota; Fungi; Ascomycota; Pichiomycetes; Serinales. The transcript has a single exon. Bases 133 to 2304 code for a protein of 723 amino acids.
GUUUCUAUAUAUAGCCGGAAAUAACCUCCCAAGAUUAGAUGUGACAAAACCACUUCAUACAGAAUCACGAAAGACUUACUGUUUCUAGUGCUAACUCAAUCACGCACCGUCCAUUCACACAGAUCCUCUCCGAUGUCAUCCGAAUAUAUGGGUUAUCAGCAAGUUGGCUUACGGCCUCUACUGGGAGAUAUGUCCAUGGAUGCCAUCGAUCACUGUGUAUAUACCAUUAUUAGAAAAAGUAAUAAAGCUUUUACUGCUAAAUCGGAUCCCAUCGACAAGAAAAAGAAGUUUCCCUCUAAGAAGAGUCUUACGAAGCUCAUGAUCCCAAAUUACCGCAACAAAAAGCUCGAUGUUUCUGAUUUUGCUGAUGAUGGGACAUUAGAUUUCCUCUGUCGUGUUACUACGACUCGUCACACCGCGUGCAAACGCAAGCUCAACUGUCGUAUUCACCCAUUGGAAGAAAAGAUGAAGGUAAAGAGAUCCAAAGGCUGGGAUGAGCUCUGGGCUCGAUUCGUUAUUAUUUUCCUCGGUAAGGGUAAAUUUGACCCUCACCAGUUGGAUUCUGCUAUCAUUCCUGUAGACAAGGAGAGUGAUGAUGGCGGAGAGAAAAGUUCCGAGGUCGAAACUCAAACGAGUACUGCAAUCUUCCAGGAGGAAUUCCGCCCUUCAAAAGGUAGCCAAAAGCGAAGAUCAAGACAGACUGGUGAAUCACACACAAGCUGGAAGAAGACAAAGUUGAACCCGAUCACUAACCAAGCCCGGAUGGACGAGUUAUACCACAAGGUUGCAGACAGGUUAGCUGGAGGGAUCCACCCUUUAACGUACUCAAAUACCUCACCCUCCUCUCCGUAUCCUCCGGCUUUGACUGAUGAUGAUGGAAGUGAGUCGGACUCAUCUAUACCGGAGCUAGCUUCCACCUAUUCUUUAGGGCAUCUGGGUAAACGAUCACGUUCUAACUCGUUCUCUAAAAUACAAGAUUCAGUGGAUCCUCCAGUUUAUGACUUGUUGCUUACCCCCGCUACUUCUCAUGCUAAUAUCUUCAGUUUUACCACUCGCACAGAUGGCUUUAAAAGUGACUACCAAUUCAUCCCACCAACCUCUAAUCUGAUGAUCAACGCCCAUCAACACCCAAGCUGGGCCGCCUAUGACGAUAUAGAUGAUAGCUUUAAUACUGGAAUUACAUGUGUGGAUGAGGAGGAUGAGAGUUUUCAUUUGAUGGCUGACUUUCAGCACAAUCGUUAUGAUGCUGCAUGCUAUGACUAUCUUGGAGAUGGAAAUGUUAUGAGUAGUGGUGAUUACGGGUACGGUAAUGAAGAGUUUCCAAUCUUGCUGAUGGGAAUGCAAGAUGCCACUGAUCUCAGCAAAUCUCAGACCGCCCCUGAAGAAGCGCUGGCAGGCGGGAGAAGGACAGCCGAAGAGAGUGAUACCAGAAAUUUCGGCAUCCCUUCCUCGGCUGUUUUGGAAUCAAUUUUCGAGGAGAACGAAGAGGUUCGAAACCAUGGGAAAGUAAUGCUUUCUCGGUCUUCUGCUCCAUGUUUGAAUAUCGAGUCCGAGUCCGGAGAAUGCGGCUUUUAUUUAAGCGAUAUUAUGGACGAGACAAGUUUGGAGAGCAAAAUGGAAAUAACUAGAGGUUGUGCAGUCAGGCCUACCCUUGAAUCAUGCCACCCAGAUCAAUCACCUUUAGCUCAGUGUUUGGAUAUCCCUUGUUCUAAGUUUACUGUCGAGCAUGAAGUAAAUAUGACCAAGUCAUCGCUUGCUGCGCCUAUGACGGUUUUUUCCUCCUCCGCACUUACUUCUCCAUUACACCCAAAGUCAUAUCACACUUCCAGUGAAGCAGCUAUACUUUCCAGAGAUAUGAGCUUCAGAGGAAUCAGUUUCCCACUUCUGGGUGGAGAAUACCAACCGCGGGAAGGGAUGUACCCCGUAUCUCUCCCAGGUAACCUGCGAAAGCACAGUCAUGCAUUAAAUGGUCCUUUCUACAAAAAUGUAGUGACUUCUUCAGGUGGUAUCCCAAAGUACUUUCUUCCUCCAACUUCAAUUCCUUUGGUUGAAGAGUCUUUGGCACCUAUUACUUCAGGGAGAGGAGUUGAAGAAGGCAUCACAGGUAUUGCGGAAAUGCAACACUAUCCGUCAAUGACUCAAUCGGCUAUUAUUUUAAAACGAUUAGCUAUGAAUAUGGGAGAUACCACUUGUAUUCCAUUUGCCAUGUUCUAUAUCAAGGAUAAAUUAUCUGAAUGGGAAGAGCAUGAUUAUAAUGUUGAUGAUGAAGACGCAAAAUUAAAGGUCUUGGGGCUACUUUCCUAAGCUAUGUUGGCUUAUUGUUUAAUCUUAAUAAACGAAUAUACCUGA